CCUGAUCUUUUCUCUGCUGCCUCAGGAUUGGCUGGCCCCUGCAACUCUGCUAAUCUUAGACUCUAUAAAACUAACUCUUUCCCUCUUCCCAGGAUGCUUUCUUGUUGUCAGUUGUUGCAAACUCAUUUAUCCAUAGAUUCUGGUUCUGUCUUGAGCAAUUCACAACCAUGAGGCGCUUCAGCGACAGUCCAGAAGAGGCAUCCAAUCCGGAAGCUGAAAAUCUUUGCCCUUGCGAACAAUUCUUCCAAGAUCUUGCUGCAUAUGCAAGAGAACAAGGCCACAUAUUUCAACCAGAGGUGCCACCAGAGGGCAGGGAGUCCCCCUUGACAGAGUUUGAGCUCCCAGCUGUGCUAAAUGUUCUCCCCGAAGAGGAAGAUUUAUUCUGUUUGCUCAACCCACCAGAUGCAAUCCCUGUAUCAUGCAUGCAUCCCAGUGCUCUGUCACUCCCUGGCUCCAGUUCCGAAAGCUGCCAUGGCAGUGAUGGAGGCCCAACGCUGCACUAUACAUCUGCGAGUGCAAGCAGUGCUGCAUUCCUUGGACACCAAAGUGGCCAAGCUUUACCCCCAGCUGAGCAUGCUGCAUCAGAUGAACUAGCCUUGGAACACAACAUCAGUAGAGCAAUUGAACAAGACCUGAAAAAGUCACUUUGCCCAGUUGUCCACUUCUCCAUUGAUGUCUGGUCCACAGGACCAGCCACAGGCUAUAUGUUUAUCAUAGCACACUGGCUUGUCGAUAACGAUGGGAUUCUGCACAGGCACCGGGCAAUGAUGGCCGUGUGUGAGGCUCAGAAGAAUAACUUGACUGAAAUAAUAUGCCAUAGACUAAAAGUGGUGAGGGACAAGUGGCUCUAUCCCCUGCAGCUGGAAGUGGGAUAUGUGGUUACACUCGGAACGGCAGCGGCAAAGGCAGUGAAAGAUUCUUGUUUGGGAUACAUUCUUUCCCCUAACCUUUGCUUGUACCAGCUGAUAAAAGCAAUGAUGGUAAACUACAAAGAUGUUCUCAUAGGAUGGCUACGGGAAAUGCUACACAAAAUCAGCAUUCACUUUGAGCAAUCCCUGGUGGCCCAGGACCGUCUGAAAGAACUGCAGUUGCUGUCUGGUCUCCCCCAGGAAUUUCUGGAAGAAGAGAUGCCCAAAGACCUCUAUCUUUUGAUGCGGUUUCUAAUUGCCCGACAGAGGGCAUUCAGGACUUAUCAGGAAGAAAACCCUGGCCUCAACUUUAGAUAUCUGGGUUGGUGCCUGAUGUACCAUCUAGUCUGCCUCCUGAAGCCAUUUGAAGAGGCCAUCAUGACAAUUAGGAAUGAAAAUGCUAACCUAGGCCAAGUCCUUCAUGAGGUCCACUCACUUGAGAGCAAGGUCAAGGACCACCUCCAGCAGCUGCAGCAAGAGUUAAAUGUGACUGUUGUUGCUGCUGCUACUCGCUUCGCACAUGAGCUGCUGCAAGCUCUGGAAAGCAGCCAGGACCUAGGAAGAAUAAAAGAACACAUCCUGCACCAGACUGCAACCUUCCUUCAUCCAUGCUUCAGGGACCACAUCUCCAAAUAUCUGAAUGGAGAUGUGGAGUCGGAAUGGGAGCAAUUGAAGAAGUGGGUCAUAUGGCAAACUGAGAAGGAAUACAUGAGAAACCUCUCUAGUGAUUAUGCAGCUUCCUCUUUGACUGAGAGGGCAAGUCUAGAACUGGAAUCCUACCUGCAGGACAAGAUAGACCCCACACAGUUGGACUUGGAUCCCUUGUUCUAUUGGAACUCAAAGCGGCACACCUGGCCAUGCCUUUCUGUAGUGGCGCUCCAGUAUUGCUCAUGUCCUCCUACCCCUUUCCUUUUGCAGGAAGUUCAUAGUAUUGAAGACUUGAUGAUAUUGGGAAGCUUUCAGGAGAGACAUGCAUUCAACAGACUGAACCAAGACUGGAUGGCUGCAGAACUGAGGGUCCCCAGUACUAGCACAGACACAGGAAGUGAAUCGGUGGCCUGAAGGAAAGAAAUGCAACCCCUGUUCACAGAAAUUCUUGACUGGGAAUCAUUCACAAAGGACUGAGUGUGGGAUGCAUGGAGGGACAUGACAGGAUAGGACCUUCAUAUUAUUAGGACACUGCAACAUAUAGUACCAAAAACUAGGACCCUCUUGUAUUGUUGCAUCUUUUACAUACUACUUUGCAUGAAACCGAUUGAGCCUAUUGUAUUAAAACUUACACCGUAGCUCUGCUUGCAGAUUUUUAAAAGGGUUUUUGACAGUUGAAACUGUGUCUUAAUGGAUCUAUCUAUUUAAAUAAAGGUUUCUGGAAUAUCAAUAAA
Molecule: messenger RNA, 2290 nt
Organism: Hemicordylus capensis (graceful crag lizard)
Lineage: Eukaryota; Metazoa; Chordata; Lepidosauria; Squamata; Cordylidae
Product: zinc finger BED domain-containing protein 6-like
Exons: 2
Coding region: 168-1970 (600 amino acids)
Molecular function (GO): protein dimerization activity
Source: RefSeq, a predicted model, not a curated record